GUUAAUCCAAUUUUCUAUUGAUAUAAUGGGAAUGCAUAUCUUGAUUGCUAGACUUGACAUGAUUGUGUUAUUAACAUAACCAGAACCAUUGAAUGAGAUUCAAUAAUUUGAAAUACAAAAAUACCUCAGAUUAAAUAAAACAUUAUUUACUGAUUGCCAGAUCAAUUCAUUAAUAUAACUCAUUCAAAAUAAAAACUAUGAACACAUUCGAAAUUUAUAUCAACGAAGAUAUACAAGGUAUACUUUAUGAUUUACAAGACUUGAAGAACUCUUAUCAUUAGAUUUGCCUAUUGAAUAAAUCUACGAUUACUGUAUUCGAGUUUAUCUAAAAGAAAUCAAAAAGCCAGGCACAUCUCUCCUUAAAACAUACAACAACAUAAUAGAAACUCAUAGAUUUUAAUAGACUUAUUUUCUUAAGGAACCUACAUCUUAACAAUUUCAUUAUAAUUGUUUAGAUUUAGAGUAUGAUGAUUCAAAUAAAUAUUUACUACUAUCUUCGUUAUAUAAUAGAAAUAGAUUUGACGAACCAAGAUUCAUUUACUUGUCAGAUCUAUUACGAAGAAGAAUGUAACAGAUGAUUAAAGAUAUCUCAGAUAGAAAUUAAAAUAUACAAAAAAACAUUACAUAAUAUUAUCAUUAAAAUAAAAGGAAAGCAUAUUGCCUUACACCUAAACCUGUACGAUCUCGCAAUAAUACUUUCUAUAAAAAUAAUGCUAAAAUAUAAGGUUUAAGAGUAUAAACAGAAUUUGUUAUAGAAAAAAGACUGCCUGCUAGAUCAAUUUAUUAAAUAAAAAAAAUCUAGUUACUUGAUGAAAAUGAGAAUACAACUCCUAACACUAAAAAUAGUUGUAAAGCUUUAGGGAGACCUCGAAGUCUUAUAAGAACUAAGUUUUAAUAACUGAUCAAUUGA
Molecule: messenger RNA, 910 nt
Organism: Paramecium sonneborni
Lineage: Eukaryota; Ciliophora; Oligohymenophorea; Peniculida; Parameciidae
Source: the annotation of a GenBank genome assembly